Molecule: messenger RNA, 489 nt
Organism: Dentiscutata heterogama
Lineage: Eukaryota; Fungi; Glomeromycota; Glomeromycetes; Diversisporales; Gigasporaceae
Source: the annotation of a GenBank genome assembly
AUGGAAGAUCUGAUCGGGCUUCUUCAAACUAGAACUAGUAAAAAGUCUAAUUCACGUUUUAACAAAUUCGAAAGAGAACAAGAAGCAAGAUUGCAGGAAGCAAUGGAAUUAAUAAAUGGUGAAAACGGUAUCAUUAAUGUUUGGAUUUCCGAAAUGAAAGGUAUCGCUUUCUCUGUAAUGAAAAAAAUGGAUGAAAAAUUGAACUAUGAAGAUGCUUGUAUUAAAAAUUUAAAACUUGGAUUUGAAAAAUAUCAGUCAGUUACAACCGAAACGUUAGAUCACCUAGCAAAGAUCCACACACAAUCACAAAGAUUUCGUCGCGAAUUAGAUAACGAUUUAAAACGAAUUUAUACUACCGAUGAAACAGAAAUAAACGAAUCAUUGGAACAUUUUGUAAAGGGUCAAAGGCAAACUCAAAAGCUCUUAGCUAAAUCAAACAAGGAAAUCCAUGACAUGUCUGCUCUCAAAAGAAUGUUAUCAGAAGUUUAA